This is a messenger RNA of Monomorium pharaonis (pharaoh ant), 4346 nucleotides long. RefSeq names its product putative oxidoreductase GLYR1 homolog (gene Ndf). Gene Ontology annotation, molecular function: NADP binding; oxidoreductase activity, acting on the CH-OH group of donors, NAD or NADP as acceptor; NAD binding. Lineage: Eukaryota; Metazoa; Arthropoda; Insecta; Hymenoptera; Formicidae. The record is from RefSeq and is a predicted model, not a curated record. The transcript has 10 exons. Bases 16 to 1722 code for a protein of 568 amino acids.
CAACGAAAGGUAGAAAUGUCACCCGUACACAACACGAUCGCUCGCUUGAUCGUCCGAGUGGAGGAGAUCACGGGAGGGGGAACGGCGCGUGUAGAGGGAGCAACUGCGCUCACGUCACCGCGGCACAAACGACGCUCCGAUCGCGCAGCGUGCCAGUCGCUGACUGACGUUCGCAGGUGUAGGUUGGCUGACGUUGCGUCCUCUUCUCUCGCGAUGUCGGAAGUAUUCAAACUGGGUGAUUUAGUAUGGGCGAAGAUGAAGGGAUUCUCGCCGUGGCCUGGCCGGGUGUCAGUUCCUUCGAAGGAUUUGAAGAAGCCCGCAAACACUAAAAAGGGACCAGUACAGUGCAUCUUCUUCUUUGGGACAAAUAAUUACGCAUGGAUAGAAGAAUCCAACAUUAAGCCCUACCAAGAGUAUAAAGAUACUUUAGUGAAAUCUAGCAAAUCUGGCGCAUUCAAAGAUGCAGUGGAAGCUAUAGAAGAAUUUAUCGCCAAAGGAGAGGUAUUCGAGGAUGGUUUAGAUCCGGAUUCCUUGUUUGACAGACUCAAAGAAGAGACUGUAGCUGAGAAGAAACCCGUCGUCAAACCAUCGAAGCCGCGCAAGGAAGCUACUACCAAGACCCCUAAACGUCUAAGUGACAGCGGCACAGGUGAUCGUCGACCGGCUAAAAAGCAGCGUAGGGAAUCAAGUGGUAGCAACAGAGUCGGCAGUGUCAGUCCUACCAUGAACCAUUCUACUCCGGCUAGAAAAACUGGCUCGCUUCUAAACAGACCGGCAAAUAUCGCCAGACCUGUUACACCACCUUUAGAUGUCGAAACGAUGUCGCAAACACUCAAGGAAAAGAAUAUCCUUCCAUCAAAUUUGAAAUUUGGUUUCCUUGGACUUGGCAUCAUGGGCAGUGGUAUCGUGAAAAAUUUGAUCAACAGUGGUCAUAGUGUGAUCGUGUGGAAUCGGACACAAGAAAAGUGCGCAGAUUUCGUGAAAGCAGGAGCUGAGCAAGGAUUGACUCCAUCCGAUGUUGUCCUCGCUGCGGAUAUCACCUUUUCGUGUGUGGCUGAUCCUCAGGCGGCAAAAGAUAUGGUCUUCGGUAAUUGCGGUGUUCUGAUGGAGAUAUCACCUGAGAAGAGCUACGUCGAAAUGACCGGCAUCGAUGCGGAAACCUCGCAGGACAUAGCCGAGGCGAUAAACGGCAAGGGUGGCCGCUAUCUUGAGGCACAGGUACAGGGGAGUAAAACGCAAGCGCAAGAAGGCACUCUGGUCAUCCUUGCCGCUGGAGAUCGGUCGCUCUUUGACGAAUGUCAAUCUUGUUUCGAGGCUAUGGGCAAGAAUAGCUUUUAUCUUGGUGAAGUCGGCAAUGCUUCCAAGAUGAAUCUUGUAUUGCAACUAAUGGCUGGUGUCACUCUGGCAGCUCUGGCCGAGAGUAUGGCGCUGGCUGAUCGCGCCGGACUUCAACAGAAGGAUGUUCUAGAGGUUCUGGAGUUGACAUCUUUAGCAUGUCCGGCGAUUCUCGAGAAAGGCAAAGCAAUUAUCGAAGGUGGUUUUCCAACUCAACUACCACUUCAACAUAUGCAAAAGGAUUUGCGAUUGUCGUUAGGGAUGAGCGAUCAAUUGGAGCAACCUUUACCGUUGGCUGCUGCGGCGAAUGAAGUGUAUAAACACGCAAAACGUCUUGGAUAUGGCGAACAUGACGCCUCGGCUGUUUAUAUUAGGGCCAGGUUCUAACGCAGCAUGCGCUUCGUACUGUUGUCACCGAGCUUCUUUAUAUUUAUUGCGAUACCUGACGUUGUUUCCCGCCGCUAAGAGAGAAUGAUAAAGAGAGAGAAAGAGAGGGAAAAAAAGAAUAUUACUGCAUCAUAAAAAGUAUUUGUAUAUUUUUGUUUGCUGUAUAGGUUUCAAAAGAUAUACAUGUCGUCAAUUGUAUAAACAUUUGUGUGAAAUUUUACAGAAAAUAGAUAAUGCAAUUGAAAUACUACAAGAAAAAAAAUAGCGAAUCGUAGAAGAGCUUUAUCAAUUUUGCGUUGCGAAAAAAAUGUUGCAACAUUAUUUUGUAGAAUUGUUUUUAUCUCUUAUAUAAUGAUGGUUUAGAUUAGUGACUGCGGGAAUAUUUUUAUUUCUUAUGUCGUAGCGACAAUUCUUUGCGUGCAAAACGGAAAAAUAGCAUCGGUUUGACUAACAGUCGAGCUCCCAAUUGAGACGCAAGUCGCGUUUCGAUUUCGAUCACGCGUGAGCGAGAACCCAACUUGGUUUCGAAAGAUUCGGAACGUGUUAAAAGAAAAUGUGCCUUACGAUACCGAUUGAAGGGAAAGGCUUAUAAUGACAUUGUACAAGACACAUUGAAAAUGAUUUCAUAAUCACAUUGUAUCGGCAUGAAAUUUAUCUCAAUGAUAAAAGGAGAUUGACGAGCUCGACCACGAACAUGACGAUUACACACAAUAACGACAGGAAAAUGUAGAUACCACACGCUUUACCUGACGCAAUUGUAAAGUUUAAAUUACAGUUCUUGUUUUUAAAAGCGUCCGGCCAAUCAAUUCGAGUGAUGAUGGUAAAAAAACUAGACCUUCCUCUCAUACUUUCAUCUUCUACGAAUCUAAAAGAUAGUUUUUAAUCAUUUUAUAGGUGCAUUUUUAUUUUCAUUAGUUUUCUUGUGUUUGUAUAUUGCAUUAUACAACGAACACACUUAUGUUACAUCUCGCGCUAUUUAUUAGUGAAAUAAUAGAUUUAACUAAAGGAUUAGUUAGCUAUUUUUUUAGAAGUAUACUAGCAAACAGACAGCAUUGUCCAUGCAGAAAAAAAAAUCCUUCUGAAAUCGUUGCGAAGUUUGACGUUUGAAUUAAUAAAGAGUACGUGUUACAUUUGCGCUUUUAACUCUGUUGACUUUUACCGACGCUUCUGCUGACCGAUAAACCAACAUGCAGCUCAUUAUAAAUUAAUGAAAAAAAAAAUUGAAGAAAUGUUACUAAGAACUAUAAAUGAGUAUUAUAUGUUGCAUUUUCGUAUCUACAAUAAAAUACAUGCGAUAUAUUAGCUUUCGUCAAAGGCCUGAGCCUGAAAAUCAACAGAAACAAACUAUAAGUUUAUACAAAUAUAUUUUGUACUUUUAACCAUUCCAUAACUCUGAAAAAGGACGUUUCAAAAUCGAAGUCAUGAGCCGAAUACAAUAAAAUCUGAAUAAAAAGUAUAUUGAUGAACGAUUCUUCCGGGUCACUUCCUUAAACCUUAGUUUAACGAUUUUUUUAAUAUAUGUGAGUUUAUUUUCAUAAGAGCAUUGCAUGUUAAGACUUCUCGCGCGGAACAGUCCUUGGACAGUUAACGUACUCUAUCAUAAUUCUACUCUCUUAUAUGAUCUUCUCGAAAAUAAUCUCGUGAGCGACACGCGACAAAAUUGAAAGUUUGAUUAGAAUUCUUUAAAUUUAAAUUUAAAAACCAUAAAAAAUUUUGAUGUGAAUAUCAUCGGUAUUAUAAAGUAAAUCCCUAAAAGGUCAAUUUCUCCGAGUCGAAAUAUAUCUAUCCCGUCUCUAUUCAAUCUCAUUAUAUCAUUCAUAUAAGAUUAAAUAGAGUCGAUUUUUUUAGAUGUUUAAUAAUUAUCACAGAGUCUAGGCGAUGUAAAAAUUGAGAGAAUUUGCUAAUUAUUUUUUCCGUCAAAAAUGCGAAAAUUUUUUUCUAAAUUGUUUACAAUGUAUUUUCAAACCGCAAGUUAAAAUUGUAAAGUCAGCAUUUUAUCUUUUGGAAAAAAGUUUAGUUAAAUAUAUUAAAAGAAUUUUUUUCUUGGCGGAGAAUCCAAGCGAGAUUGUUCCUGUGUCGAGAAAUCAAUCUUUUCUCUUCAGACGAUAAUAAUUUCAGAUUAUCUAUCCUUUUCUCUGCGAUAGAUAUUCCUUGAAAUCGAACGGAAAAUCGUGUUCAAUCGGCACAGAUCUCGAAUUUAUGUAAGAAGUGUGCGGGAAAUUGCGUAUAGCGUAUAGCUGAAAUAACAGUGGCUUGGCGCCAUAUCACGUGCGACAACAUCCAAUUAGACACGUACAUACACAAUCAGCAGUUAAAUGACAACAUUGCAACAGUAAAUUGUAUGUGUAUGAAUCUGCAACUUGUGGGGCAGAGAUAGAAGAAAUAUUAUAUUCUACUGCAUAAGAAGAAAAAGCAUAAAAAAGGAUAUAUUAUUACUAGUAAAUAUUAAGUUUACUAAAAAGAAAACAGGAAAACAAAGAAGGAGAAAAUAAUGGGAGUAAUUAGUAUGAGUGCGAGCGAAUGAAUGAGGUUAUACGUUAUGCGCGUUACGUCGGUAACAGACGUUAUAUGUUUUGUCACGGAUACACAAUGGUUUUUGAAUAAAUAUCUAUUUGACCUAUGAA